GCUCGGACAUGGUACACAAGAAGAUGGAGACGCCGCUAUUUUGAACUACUUCUGAUGAAACAUUGAGGAAAAGUAAUCAAAACAUUUCAUUUCUUAGCAUUAAAACAUCAAAAUGAUUUCCGAAAGCAUUAGUGUGAUGCGGAAGAUCUUCCAAGGUCUUCGAGCAGACGAGGAUUUCUACAAUCGCCUCAGCAACAGAUGGACGGUCAUUCUGUUGAUUGUCUUCUCUCUGUUCAUCAACAUGAAGCAAUACGCAGGGUCACCAAUCAUCUGCUGGGUCCCAAAGCAUUUCCCAUCGUCCUGGAAGAAGUACACAAAUCAGAUGUGUUUUAUCGAGCCGAUGUAUCACGUGCCCUUUCAAGAGAGGAUACCAGAUCCUGACUUGCCAACGCCUCAUUUUACAUAUUACAUUUGGAUCCCUCUCGUCCUUCUUGUCCAAGCCGCCAUGUUCUAUGUUCCAAGAGCGAUUUGGCGCCUCAUGUGUGGAUCGGCUGGGGUUAACGUGAGAAGUAUUGUACUCAUCAUGGAAAAAGAAGAAAAUAUGAAUAAUGAUAAAAGAAAAGGCAAUGUCGAUCUGGUGACCAGGUAUCUUGAAAGAUUUUUGAUGCGAUCGCGGAAAUACAAGUUAGAUUGUAAGGGAUACGUGAGACGCAUUCUUGUUGGCUACUGGUGUUUUUGUGUUGGACGUGCCAAGGGUAAUUAUCUCUUCUUCCUAUUCUUGUGGUGCAAAGUACUCUACGUUUUAAACAUCAUUGGACAGAUGUUCUUGCUGAACGCUUUCCUCAGCACCGAUUUCCAUUCCUUUGGCACAGAGAUCAUGGCAGACAUAAUGCAAUGGCGGGACUGGACAGAAACGAUGCGGUUCCCCAGGGUUAUUCUUUGUAACCUGAAGAUCCGCGUCCUGGGUGGAAACAUCCAUCGCCAUACACUCCAAUGUGCGCUGCCCGUGAACUAUUUCAACGAAAGAAUCUAUUUGUUCAUUUGGUUCUGGUUUUUGUUUCUAACCGUUGCCACAAUUAUGGGUUUCUUCGUCUGGCUCAGCAUGGUAUUUACUAGGGAAAGGCAGCACUUUAUGGUUAACUGCUUAAAGAUUAAGGGACUUAUAAAGAGUGGAUACAAGCCACACAGAGAAGAUAUUAGGGAGUUCGUGGAGGACUACCUAAGAAUGGACGGUGCGUUCCUCCUGAAGCUCAUGGCUAGGAAUACCAGCGAUAUAGCAGUGGCAGACGUAGUAUGCAAACUGUUCAAAAGGUUUCAGAACAGAAAAUACAACAACAACUUUGAUAACGAUGGCGAAGGUAUUCCAAUGACUGAAAACGAAGCACCUGGCCGACCAAAUGGAACGUACCCGAAACUACCAGAACAUCAAGACUGA
This is a messenger RNA of Lingula anatina, 1375 nucleotides long. Its product is annotated as innexin unc-9. Lineage: Eukaryota; Metazoa; Brachiopoda; Lingulata; Lingulida; Lingulidae. The record is from RefSeq and is a predicted model, not a curated record.